Molecule: messenger RNA, 2346 nt
Organism: Adineta steineri
Lineage: Eukaryota; Metazoa; Rotifera; Eurotatoria; Adinetida; Adinetidae
Source: the annotation of a GenBank genome assembly
AUGCCAACUACUACUUCUUCGUCUACUUCAGGUAGUCCUAACUCUCACUUUCAUUCACCUCUUUCUCAUACAUCAUCUGCACUAGAUAAUUCUGUUGCAUCAUGGCGUUCAGCUAUUGCCACUGAAUGGAAUGUUCGUCGUGCAGCUGACAAAGAAAAAGAAUGCGUUUUGUUUCCACUAGCUAUGAAUCCUUUUGGAGAAGAUGAAAUUAUUGCAAUGACAGAAGUAUUGCUUUCCGGUCGUUUAACGCUAGGUUCACAAGUCGAAAAAGCUGAAAAGAAAUUUGCUGAAGUUGUUGGUAUUCCAUAUGUCGUCAUGGUUAAUUCUGGUAGUUCCGCAAAUUUACUUGCUGUUUCGGCUAUAACAAAUAAAUUACGUCCAAUUCAUUGUGAUCCUGGUGAUGAGGUGCUUGUUCCUGCAGUCUGUUGGUCUACAAGUGUUUUUCCAUUGCUUCAAAAUGGACUUCGUCCAAUUUUUGUUGAUGUUGAUCCACGUACAUUUAAUGUUACUCUUGCCGAGCUUGAACGUAAGCUUACACCACGUGUCAAAGCAGUCAUGGCAGUACAUGUACUUGGUAAUUCUAUCGAUAUGCGACAGAUGAUGACCUUCGUUACACGUCAUAAAUUGAUGCUAAUAGAAGAUACUUGUGAGUCAUUAGGAAGUUUCUGUGAGACGAACACAGGAAAUGAACGUCAAAUGUUAGGUACAUUUGGUGAUUUUGGCAGUUUCUCAUUUUAUUUCUCACAUCAUAUUACAAGUGGUGAAGGAGGAAUGAUAACAUGUAAAACGGAAGAAGAUUAUAAUCUUUUACGAUGUUUACGUGCUCAUGGUUGGACCAGGCACCUCACAAACCGACAAAUAGUUGAAGAAUUAUAUCCAGAUAUUGAUUCUCGCUUUUUAUUUGUGAAUAUUGGUUAUAAUCUUCGACCAUUGGAAGUUCAAGGCGCAAUGUUAAGUGUUCAAAUAGAUAAACUUUCUCAAUUUAAUGCAUGUCGACGGGAUAAUCUAAAACGUAUCCGAGAAAUUAUAUCACGUAAUGAACGAUUUCAUCGUUUAAUGUCUUUAAUGGAAGCUUCGCCAGGUGUUGAUCCAGCAUGGUUUGGUGUUGGAGUACUACUUCAUCGACCAUAUGCACAUCAACGUCUCGAGUUCUUGAAGUAUCUCGAAGAGAAUGGGAUUGAAAAUCGUCCUAUUAUAAGUGGAAAUUUUAUUCGUCAGCCAUGUAUUGCAGCAUUUUGUGAACGAGAACAUCCUGAAAACUAUCCCGGUGCAGAAGUUAUUCAUAAACGUGGCUUCUUUAUUGGUAUUCAUCAAAUAGCACUUGAUCAAACUGUAAUAGAGAAACUUGUUGAGAUUAUGUUAGCAUUUCCAUUUCAACCUCAACAUGUAAUACUUGUCACAGGAAGUCAUCGAAUGCUUGGUAAAUAUAUUCAAAAUAUCGUCCUAAAACAAACAUUGGAAGAAGAAACAGUAUCAUCAGAUUUAAGUUUAACAGAAAACAAAAUUAAAACAAAGAAUUCCGAAUGGAUCUUUUUAACUCAAGACGAUGGAGAUCUUCGGCAAAUUGAAGAUGUGACAAAUAUUUUUAAGCGAUUCCAACCAACUCGUAUAUUACAUUGUGCAGCAUAUAUCGCUUCCAAUGAAGAUAUGUGUAAUAAACCAGUAGACUUUUGGUUAGAUAAUGUCAAACUUAACAAUAAUAUCUUACAAAUAGCAUUUGAGUUUCAACUUUGGAGUGGCCCGAUCAAAGUUAUAUCAAUCCUAUCGACAAACAUAUUUCUAGAAAAUACACAGCAUCUGAAAGCAGAAUCAUAUAUAUUUGCUCAGAAAUCUCUUCAGCAACUUAUUCGAUGGUAUCGACAACAACAUAACUGUAGUUUUAUAUCCAUAUUAUCUGAUAAUGUUUUUGGUGUUUAUGAAGAUAUAAAUAAUGAUACAGAUCAAUUCGUAAAUACACUAAUCAUGAAAAUAAUCAAUCAACAAGAAAACGAUCCUUCAACCUCUGUUGUCCUUACAAAUACAUGUACAACAGAAUGUGAAAUUCUAUUCGCACAUGAUUAUGCUAAAAUUAUUAUUUGGGCAAUGGAAAAUUAUGACGAAGAUGAAACAUUACUUGUUUCUGGUCAAACAAUUUCAAUCUUAGAACUCGUGCAACUUAUAUGUCAACAUGCGAAUUUUGUUGGUGGUUUCACUUUCGAUAAUAAUGCUGAAUAUAACAGACUAUUAUAUGAUACGAAUAGUAUUGCACGACUCAAUCCACCUAUUCAAAUGACUUCACUGUCAACAGGUAUUCAGCAUACAGUCGAGUGGUAUCGAAAUAAAAAAUGUAAAGAAUCGAUUAUUUAA